Styela clava is the source of this 897-nucleotide messenger RNA. RefSeq names its product venom protease-like. Gene Ontology annotation, biological process: proteolysis. Gene Ontology annotation, molecular function: serine-type endopeptidase activity. The record is from RefSeq and is a predicted model, not a curated record. NCBI's taxonomy places the organism in Eukaryota, Metazoa, Chordata, Ascidiacea, Stolidobranchia, Styelidae.
AUGGUACGCGGUGCGUCGAAAUGGAUUUGUGGGGAAAGCGGUGAAUGGAAAAAAAUUGAUGACACUGUAAUCAGGUCCAAUCCAGACGAAGCAUAUCUACCCAGAUGUCGACCAAGAUGCGGCGAGCGAUUGGUGAAAGACCCUGCAACUGAACCGUUAAUUUCUGGAGGUAAACUUGUAGCAAAAAUAGGAGGUUGGCCGUGGAUGGUAUUUAUCGAUUUCAAGGAUGACCGGCGUAAGAAUCAUUUUCCUAAUCUAUUUUACUCCAAAGUUGAAAGAUUAGAGCAAGUGCAACAUGAUCCAAUCGACGUUUGGCUUGGACUACAAGACCGUUAUAACGACAAUUUUAACUUUACUCAGAAGUUACAAGCCGUACCUAACAAAAGAAGCUUGGCAGCUGAAUAUGGUUUUUCAUCCACUCAUGACGGUGAUAUUGCUGUACUUAAAUUAAACAAACCGGCAAAAUUGUCAUAUUAUGUUCAUCCAAUAUGCAUCCCUCGAUCUCCAAGUGAAAAGCAACCACAACAGCAAUAUUAUCGAGAUUAUAAAAACGCUAUUGUAAUUGGAUGGGGAAAAACAGAAUCAGAAAAUUAUUCACAACACCUGCUCAAAACAAGAGUGGGUAUAAAGAAUCAUGAUGUAUGCGUUCAAAGAUAUAGAGAUGUUGGAAUAAUUACUGAGAAUAUGAUAUGUGCAGGAUUUGAUCAUUCUGCAAACGAUGCAUGCAAAGGUGAUGCAGGAGGCCCUUUAAUGACAAAAAGUCCUAGAAAUAUAUGGUAUUUGAGUGGAGUGGUGUCUUUUGGUGACUCGAAUGCAUGCGGAUAUGCUGGUCUUUCGGGUGUUUACACCGACGUGGGAAAAUACAGUGAAUUUAUCGAAUCCCAAAUGGAAGAUUGA